AUACAGGAAAAAAAUAUAAAAAACCGAUUAAAAUCCCACCCAGGUCCGAUUUGCGCAUUCGCUUGCUGACUACACCUGCAGAAUACCGUUAAGUCUAUUAGUCAUUAAAUCGUCGGUCGAUAUUUGAAGUGGACGACGAUAUACAUACGAAACCCGUAAAAAAAAUUAGUUUUAACAAUGGGGGACUCUCUGGAGAGUCGUGAAGGCCCUCCGGAGUCUCAAAACGUCCAGAGUGUGGCGUUGGUCGAGCUUACGGCGUUUACGAACUUCAUUUUAAAGGCGGCCACUGUCUUACUCCCCGAGGACGAUGGACAGGCGGAGCCCCGGAAUCUUAUGGCCGCUUUGGACCAAGAGAACAAUCAAGAAUGUAUUAAGAAGUUCAUUAGCGACCCACAGGUUACCACACUGUAUAUCCAGAGAAACUCUUCCAAAGAUGAUACAGACCAACCUCCAGAAGGCGAAGAAGAAAAAGAGCCAGUGGUCUACUAUGUCAGUAAUGAGGUUCACUACAGCAGCUCCAAGAUGUUCAGCUUGGUCUGCAUCAAGAGAAAUCCAGUUAUUGAGGCUGAUAAAAGUAUUAGAGCUCAAGUGAGACUUUUAAACUUCAGUGAGGGAAGUCCUUAUGAAAUCCUUCAUGAUUAUGUGAGCAAAACUGUUGCACCUUUUUUCAAGUCUUAUGUUAAAGAAUCUGGAAGGGCUGACAGGGAUGGGGAUAAGAUGGCUCCCUCUGUAGAAAAAACGAUAGCCGAACUAGAAAUGGGUCUUUUACAUCUACAACAGAACAUAGACAUUCCAGAAAUCACUCUGCAAGUUCACCCUUAUGUCGCUAACCUAAUAAAACAGUGUGCUGAUGAGGGAAGGACCCCUACUGUAUCUGAUUAUAGUGAUGUGGUUGAAGAUUCCAAUCUUUUAAAUCAGCUUCAGCAAGGAGUCAAUAGAUGGAUUAAAGAAAUCCAGAAGGUCACAAAACUUGAAAGAGAUCCAUCUUCAGGCACUGCCCUACAAGAAAUCAGUUUUUGGUUAAAUUUGGAGAGGGCUUUACAUAGAAUUUUAGAAAAAAGAAACAGCUUAGAGGUUACUUUAACCUUGGAUAUAUUGAAACAUGGAAAGCGUUUUCAUGCCACAGUUUCCUUCGAUACCGAUACGGACCUUAAACAAGCAAUCGCAAAAGUCAACGACUUUAAUCCGCUGAUGAAAGAUUUUCCCAUAAAUGACCUUUUAUCAGCUACAGAGUUGGAACGAAUUAGGGCGGCUGUUCAGUUAAUUUUCGCCCAUCUACGGAAGGUCCGCUCUACGAAAUAUAAAAUCGAUCGUUGUCUGAAAUUGGUCGAAGCCAUUUCGAGAGACUUGGGAGCUCAACUACUUAAGGUUUUGGGCACCAGGAGGUUGAUGCAUAUACCUUUUGACGAGUUCGAUAAGGUUAUGAUACAGUGUUUCGAGGUGUUCGCCAUUUGGGAAGAUGAAUAUGAAAAAUUGCAGGCUCUUCUAAGAGAUAUUAUAAAAAAGAAACGAGACGAGCACAUAAAAAUGGUUUGGCGCAUCAAUCCCCAACAUAAAAAACUGCAGGCGCGUAUGGAGCACAUGAGAAAGUUCAGGAGGCAGCACGAACAGCUCAGGAUGGUUAUAGUCCGGGUGCUGAGACCCUCAAUUAGGGAAAACCAGGCGCCAAUCGAAGGAGAGGAGCUGGAACAGCCCAAACCGAUCUUCUCUUUGGAUGCUGCCGAUGCUAAUGCAAUCGAAGAAGUAAACCUGGCGUACGAGAACUUCAAAGAAGUGGACUGCUUGGACAUCUCAAAAGAUGGUCAAGACGCCUGGGAAGCGGCGGAUAAACGCUAUAACGAGCGCAUAGAUCGCGUCGAGGCCAGAAUCACCGCCCAUUUAAGAGACCAACUCGGUACCGCGAAAAACGCCAACGAAAUGUUCAGAAUCUUUUCCAGAUUUAACGCUCUGUUCGUCAGGCCACAUAUUCGAGGCGCCAUUAGAGAGUACCAGACUCACCUAAUCCAAAGGGUCAAGGAUGAUAUUGAGGCCCUACAUGAGAAGUUUAAGGUUCAAUAUCCUCAAAGUAACAGCGCUAAGAUUAGCAAGGAUAGGGACUUACCACCGGUUGCAGGUUCUAUAGUUUGGGCCAAGCAAAUCGACCAUCAGCUUACAACCUAUUUAAGGAGGGUUGAAGAUGUUCUAGGCAAAGGUUGGGAAAAUCACAUCGAAGGCCAACAACUAAAACGGGACGGCGAAAGCUUCCGUCUCAAAUUAAACACCCAAGAGAUCUUCGACGAAUGGUCCAGGAACGUGCAGCAACGCAACUUAGGGGUGUCCGGUCGAAUAUUCAACAUCGAACCGGUUCGAUCGAAGAACGGCCGCGGGAACGUUCACAAGUUGAAAGUGAAUUUUCUACCGGAAAUAAUCACGUUGGCGAAGGAAGUGAGAAACUUAAAAUGUCUCGGCUUUAGGGUGCCUUUGGCCAUCGUUAAUAAAGCGCAUCAGGCCAAUCAGCUUUAUCCUUUUGCCAUUUCUUUGAUCGAGAAUGUCAGGACUUACAAGAUGACACUCAAAAAGAUCGAGGACAAAGCAAGCAUUAUCCCGCUAGUGGCCGGUAUGCGCAACGACGUUCAAACUCUAAUCCAAGAGGGCGCCUCCUUAGUUUGGGAGAGCUACAAACUGGACCCGUACGUCCAAAAGUUUUCGGAAACAAUCGUGGGUUUCCAAGAGAAAGUGGAGGAAUUAGUUAUAGUCGGUGAACAAUUGGAAGUCGACGUGAGAUCUUUGGAAACUUGUCCCUAUUCGGCCCAAACGUUUGCGGACAUUUUAUCCAAGAUCCAGCACGCUGUCGACGAUUUGAGCUUAAAACAAUACUCCAAUUUACAUAUUUGGGUCACCAGAUUGGAUGAAGAGGUGGAAAAAAUUCUGGCAAAACGUUUACAAGCCGGUAUCGAGGCUUGGACGGCCGCUUUGGCAGGCACGAAGAAAGAAAUCGAUCAUAGUAUGGAUACGGAUGCCCCGGAAAAACCUACGCACAAGCCAGGGGGAGACCCUCAGAUCCAAACUAUGGUUCACGAGGUCCGAAUAACGAAUCAAACUAUGUACUUGUACCCCAGCAUUGAGGAGGCAAGGUUCCAGAUUAUGCAACAAUUGUUUGCUUGGCAGGCUAUUGUUACUUCUCAGCUUAGAUUGCAGAGCAGCAGGUAUCAAGUAGGAAUCGAUAAACCAGUGAUGGAAACCUACAGGAACAUCUUAACUAAACUCCCCACAGGCCCAGAACCGUUAAACAACGCUUACAAUGCGAUUUCUGGAAAAAUUAAAGAGGUCCAAAAAUAUGUGAACCAAUGGCUCACAUACCAAGCCUUAUGGGACCUGCAAGCGGACACUUUAUACGGCCAACUAGGUCAAGAUAUCGGCAAAUGGAUGCGGUGCCUUAACGACAUCAAGACAACCAGAUCCACCUUCGACACCUCGGACACGAGACGGGAAUUCGGCCCUAUCGUGAUCGAUUUCGCCAAAGUUCAAAGUAAAGUUUCGCUUAAAUACGACUCUUGGCACAAGGAGACUUUAAGUAAAUUCGGGGCGUUGCUCAGCAAUGAAAUGGCCACGUUCCAUUCGAACGUAAGCAGAUCCAGGUCAGAUUUGGAGCUGCAAAGUAUCGAGGCCGCCAGCACUUCUGAUGCUGUUACUUUUAUUACUUACGUGCAACAAUUGAAGAGGAAUAUGAAACAAUGGGAGAAACAGGUGGAAAUCUACAGGGAAGGUCAAAAGAUCCUAGAACGUCAACGGUUCCAAUUCCCAACCAACUGGCUCCACGUAGAAAACUUAGAAGGAGAAUGGGGCGCGUUCAACGAAAUAAUCAAGCGAAAAGACUCCUCGAUCCAAACGCAAGUGUCCAGUUUGCAACAAAAAAUCGUCUCCGAAGACAAAGCCGUAGAAAGCAGAACCCACGACUUCCUCGGAGAUUGGGAGAAGGGCAAACCGGUCGAGGGCCAUCUAAGACCGGACGAGGCUUUAUCCCAGUUGCAGCUCUUCGAGAGUAAAUAUGCCAGGCUGAAGGAGGAACGUGACAAUGUGGCCAAGGCCAAGGAAGCGUUGGAGUUACAAGAACCGGGUGGUGCGAACACUAGCGAGGACCGAAUGCACGUGGUUUAUGAAGAACUGCAGGAUUUGAGGGGAGUGUGGUCUGAAUUGUCCAAGAUUUGGCAACAGAUUGAUGAAAUCAGGGAGAAACCUUGGUUGUCAGUACAACCACGAAAACUGCGUCAACAACUCGACACGAUGUCAAGUCAACUCAAAGAAUUGCCCGCUCGUUUGCGCCAAUACGCAUCGUACGAAUACGUGAAGAAAACCCUGCAAACCUACUCAAAAGUGAACAUAAUGAUCGUGGAACUAAAAUCGGACGCCCUUAAAGAGCGCCACUGGAAACAGUUGAUGAAACAGCUGAGAGUGAACUGGGUGUUGAGCGAUUUAACCCUGGGACAAGUGUGGGAUGUAAAUUUGCAGAAAAACGAGUCUAUUGUCAAGGAUAUUAUUUUGGUGGCGCAGGGAGAGAUGGCGCUGGAGGAGUUCUUGAAGCAAGUGAGGGAAUCGUGGCAAACCUACGAGCUGGAUUUAAUUAAUUAUCAAAAUAAGUGCAAGUUAAUUAGAGGAUGGGAUGACUUAUUUAAUAAGGUAAAAGAACACAUUAACUCAGUUGCGGCAAUGAAACUUUCGCCAUACUACAAAGUUUUCGAAGAGGAAGCGUUAACGUGGGAAGAGAAACUGAAUAGAAUUAAUGCACUUUUCGAUGUUUGGAUCGACGUGCAAAGGCGCUGGGUUUAUUUGGAGGGCAUAUUUUCGGGAAGUGCGGACAUCAAAACCCUUUUGCCGGUGGAAACUUCCAGAUUCCAAAGCAUUAGCGCUGAAUUUUUGGGACUUAUGAAGAAAGUCAGCAAAUCGCCUAUGGUCAUGGACGUGUUGAAUAUCCCGGGAGUACAACGAGCUCUGGAACGGCUUGCGGACCUUUUAGGAAAAAUCCAAAAGGCUCUCGGAGAAUACUUAGAAAGGGAACGUACCUCAUUUCCGCGAUUUUACUUCGUGGGUGACGAAGAUUUACUCGAAAUCAUCGGCAACAGCAAAAAUAUUGCCAGACUGCAAAAACACUUUAAGAAAAUGUUCGCUGGGGUCGCUUCUAUUAUUUUAAAUGAAGACAACACUAUUAUUACUGGAAUAGCUUCUAGAGAGGGCGAAGAGGUGAUUUUCCGCACUCCAGUAUCCACAGUCGAACACCCAAAAAUUAACGAGUGGCUAACUUUGGUAGAGAAAGAAAUGCGGGUUACUUUGGCCUCCAGUCUUACUCAAGCGGUGCAGGACAUCAAACAAUUCAAAGACGGCAUCGACCCGGCAUUAUUUAUGGAAUGGUGCGAUAAAUAUCAGGCUCAGAUUGUCGUUUUGGCCGCGCAAAUAUUUUGGAGCGAAGAUGUCGAAGCUGCGUUGGCUAAGAUGAACGGAGAACCGCAAAAGGGCACCUUGGAAAAAGUGUUACAACAAGUCGAGAAUACGUUAAAUGUUCUAGCUGAUUCGGUAUUGCAAGAACAACCACAGCUGCGAAGGAAAAAGCUGGAGCAUCUCAUCAAUGAAUUCGUGCACAAGAGGACUGUUACUAGAAAAUUGAUUGCGGGGGGCGUGUGUAGCAAUAAGGCUUUCGAGUGGCUGUGUCAGAUGAGAUUUUAUUUCGACCCUCGCCAAACCGAAGUGCUCAAACAACUCACCAUUCAUAUGGCAAACGCGAGAUUUUACUACGGUUUCGAGUACUUGGGAGUCCAGGAUAGGCUGGUUCAAACGCCCCUGACCGACCGUUGCUAUUUAACCAUGACUCAAGCCUUAGAGGCUCGUUUAGGAGGCUCUCCAUUCGGCCCUGCCGGUACUGGAAAAACGGAAUCGGUGAAAGCCCUAGGGAAUCAAUUGGGCCGUUUCGUACUCGUUUUUAACUGUGACGAAACGUUCGAUUUCCAAGCGAUGGGAAGAAUUUUCGUCGGUCUGUGUCAAGUGGGCGCCUGGGGAUGCUUUGAUGAAUUUAACAGGUUGGAAGAGCGUAUGUUGUCCGCGGUUUCGCAACAAAUUCAGACUAUACAAGAAGCAUUGAAGAGCCAGAGGGAAAGUAUGGAGCAAAGUGGACAACAAGUAGGAAGUAUAAGCGUCGAACUGGUAGGAAAACAAGUUCGAGUUUCACCAGACAUGGCAAUAUUCAUAACGAUGAAUCCCGGAUACGCGGGCAGGUCCAAUUUACCCGACAACUUAAAGAAACUGUUCAGAUCUUUGGCGAUGACCACGCCGGACAGACAACUGAUCGCUGAAGUCAUGUUGUUCUCGCAAGGGUUUAGAACUGCCGAGAAGUUGGCUUGUAAAAUUGUCCCAUUUUUCAAGCUUUGUGAUGAACAACUUUCUAACCAGUCUCACUACGAUUUCGGUCUUCGGGCUUUGAAGUCCGUACUGAUUUCCGCCGGUAACGUUAAGAGAGAUAGAAUUCAGAGAAUUAAGGAGGGAAUGACUCAAAGAGGAGAGACUAACAUAGAUGAAGCGAGCAUAGCAGAAAACUUACCAGAACAAGAAAUUCUUAUCCAGUCCGUAUGUGAAACUAUGGUGCCCAAGUUGGUCGCCGAAGAUAUUCCCUUGUUGUUUAGUCUUUUAAAUGAUGUAUUCCCCAACGUUCAAUAUACAAGGGCCGAGAUGAAAGGUCUUAAAGAUGAAAUUCGUAAGGUAUGCCGCGAGGAAUACUUGGUAUGUGGGGAGGGAGACGAGCAAGGUGCCGCCUGGAUGGAAAAGAGAGACACCUGGCUGGCAAAGGUUCUUCAACUGUACCAAAUCUGCAACCUGAACCACGGCUUAAUGAUGGUAGGCCCAAGCGGUUCCGGUAAAAGUACCGCUUGGCGGGUACUUCUUAAAGCCCUCGAAAGGUUCGAAGGGGUGGAAGGGGUGGCUCACGUGAUCGACCCCAAAGCUAUAAGUAAGGAGGCUUUGUAUGGUGUGUUGGAUCCGAACACCAGGGAAUGGACCGAUGGUUUAUUUACGCAUAUUUUAAGAAAAAUCAUCGAUAACGUCCGAGGCGAAAUCAAUAAACGCCAAUGGAUCAUUUUCGACGGCGACGUGGAUCCGGAAUGGGUAGAAAACUUAAAUUCCGUCCUGGACGACAAUAAACUCCUCACUUUACCCAACGGUGAGCGUCUGUCCUUACCUCCCAACGUCAGAGUUAUGUUUGAGGUACAAGAUUUAAAAUAUGCCACUUUGGCCACCGUAUCUCGUUGCGGCAUGGUGUGGUUCUCCGAGGACGUCCUCUCGACAGAAAUGAUUUUUGAAAAUUACAUGUUACGUCUCAGGAAUAUCCCACUGGAAGAAGGUCCACAAGACUUUCUAGUAGUAGCAGGUGAAGAAGACAGCUUCAGCAAAAAACAACCGGAAAACAAAGAAGACACCGUCUCGCCAACGUUACAAGUACAACAAGACGUUGCUAGCUUAUUACAACCACAUCUGCAACCGGAUGGUUUAGUGAUACGGUGUUUGGAACAUGCGAUGGAACAAGAGCAUAUUAUGGACUUUACGAGACUAAGGGCGUUAAGUUCGUUAUUUUCUAUGUUGAAUCAAAGUGUACGGAACGUACUGGCCUACAACCACGCCCACAUAGACUUUGCCUUACCUUACGAAACUCUGGAACGUUACAUCCCGAAAUGCCUGGUCUACGCGAUUUUAUGGAGUUUCGCCGGCGAUGCCAAACUAAGGGUACGCAAAGAACUCGGCGAUUUCUUAAGAUCCAUUACGACCAUUAUACUUCCGCCGGACAAUAACACCCCGAUUAUUGAUUACGAGGUGACUCUAGAAGGAGAAUGGGCUCCUUGGUCCAAUAAAGUGCCCCAAAUCGAAGUGGAGACCCAUAAAGUGGCGUCACCGGACAUCGUGGUUCCUACUUUGGACACUGUGAGGCACGAGUCGCUCUUGUACACUUGGUUGGCCGAGCAUAAACCUUUGGUUCUGUGUGGUCCACCGGGUUCUGGUAAAACCAUGACCCUAUUUUCGGCCCUAAGGGCUUUGCCUGACAUGGAAGUCGUCGGACUUAAUUUCUCUUCGGCCACAACACCGGAACUGUUACUGAAAACUUUCGAUCAUUACUGUGAAUAUAGAAAAACUCCUAACGGGGUAGUUUUGGCUCCUGUUCAGUUGGGUAAAUGGUUAGUUCUGUUCUGCGACGAGAUUAACUUGCCCGACAUGGACAACUAUGGCACUCAGCGGGUUAUAAUGUUCCUGCGUCAAAUUGUUGAGCAAAAAGGAUUUUACAGAGCCUCAGAUCAAACGUGGGUUUCUUUGGAAAGGAUUCAAUUUGUUGGAGCUUGUAAUCCACCUACUGAUCCCGGCCGAAAACCAUUAUCUCAUAGGUUCCUUCGUCAUGUGCCAGUAAUCUACGUAGACUACCCAGGAGAGACUUCCCUGAAACAAAUUUACGGUACUUUUACGCGGGCCAUGUUACGCCUUACACCUGGACUUAAAGGUUACGCCGAGCCACUCACUAAUGCCAUGGUAGAGUUUUACUUGGCCUCACAGGACAGAUUUACUCAGGACAUGCAACCUCACUAUGUAUACUCGCCUCGUGAGAUGACCAGAUGGGUUAGGGGCAUUUGUGAGGCUAUUAGACCAUUGGACACUCUAAGCGUAGAAGGUCUGGUCCGUCUCUGGGCCCACGAAGCCCUCCGUCUAUUCCAGGACCGUCUCGUUGAAAAUGCCGAACGUCAAUGGACAAACGAGAACAUCGAUUCUGUGGCCCUAAAGCACUUCCCGUCGGCAAACUGCGAGAAAGCCCUCGAACGACCCAUUUUGUACAGCAAUUGGCUCUCCAAGGACUAUAUGCCGGUGGACAGGGAACAAUUAAGGGAAUACGUGAAGGCCCGACUUAAAGUUUUCUACGAAGAAGAACUUGAUGUGCCUCUGGUGUUAUUCGACGAGGUUCUCGAUCACGUUUUAAGAAUCGACAGGAUAUUCAGGCAACCGCAAGGCCAUUUACUGUUGAUCGGGGUGUCCGGAGCAGGAAAAACGACUUUAUCAAGAUUCGUCGCCUGGAUGAACGGUUUAUCCAUAUUCCAGAUUAAGGUGCACAACAAAUAUACUGCUGAAGACUUUGAUGAGGAUUUGCGGUCGGUGUUGCGCCGAUCAGGCUGUAAAGAUGAGAAAAUCGCUUUUAUUUUGGACGAGUCGAACAUGUUGGACUCCAGUUUCUUGGAGAGAAUGAAUACACUUUUAGCUAACGGUGAGGUGCCUGGAUUGUUUGAGGGAGAUGAAUAUACCACACUGAUGACGCAAUGUAAGGAGGGAGCUCAGAGAGAAGGUUUAAUGUUGGAUUCAAGCGACGAACUCUACAAAUGGUUCACUCAGCAAGUAAUGAGAAACCUCCACGUCGUAUUCACCAUGAACCCCUCAACUGACGGAUUAAAAGACAGAGCCGCAACAUCUCCCGCCUUGUUUAACAGAUGCGUACUGAAUUGGUUCGGCGAUUGGUCCGACGGGGCCUUAUAUCAAGUAGGUAAAGAGUUCACAAAUCGCAUGGACCUGGACAAACAAAGCUGGAAAGCACCCGAUUUCUUCCCGGCGGCUUGUAGAUUCGUUCCAGCUACUCCCAAUCAUCGGGAAGCCGUUAUUAAUGCGUGCGUCUAUGUGCAUCAGACUCUUCAUAAAGCGAACGUUAGAUUGGCUAAAAGGGGUGGCAGAACUAUGGCGAUCACGCCAAGGCAUUAUCUGGAUUUCAUCCAUCAUUUCGUUAAGCUUUAUAAUGAGAAAAGAUCAGAUUUGGAGGAACAACAGUUGCAUCUUAACGUUGGGUUGAAUAAGAUCGCCGAGACUGUCGAACAGGUCGAAGAAAUGCAGAAAAGUUUAGCAGUUAAAUCGCAAGAGCUGCAAGCGAAAAACGAGGCGGCAAACGCCAAACUAAAACAAAUGGUAAAAGAUCAGCAAGAAGCCGAAAAGAAAAAAGUACAAAGCCAAGAAAUCCAGCAACAAUUGGCCGAGCAAACCAUUCACAUCGAGCAGAAACGUACGGAGGUUAUGGCCGAUUUGGACCAAGUAGAACCCGCCGUCAUAGAUGCUCAGAAUGCUGUGAAAUCGAUCAAAAAACAACAACUGGUUGAAAUCCGUUCCAUGGCGAAUCCUCCGGCUAUCGUGAAGUUGGCUUUAGAGUCGAUUUGUUUGUUGUUGGGAGAGAAUGCCAGCGAUUGGAAGUCGAUUCGUGCCGUUAUUAUGAGAGAUAAUUUCAUUAAUUCGGUGGUUAAUAACUUCAAUACUGAGGAUAUCAGCGACGAGGUGCGUGACCGUAUGAAAGCCAAAUACCUGAGCAACCCAGACUACAACUUCGAAAAAGUAAACCACGCCUCCAACGCCUGCGGCCCGCUAGUCAAGUGGGCCAUGGCACAAAUCUUAUACGCGGACAUGCUGAAAAAGGUCGAGCCGCUACGUCAAGAAUUACGCGACUUGGAAACCCAAGCGGAAACCAACCAGAAACGCGGCGAUGAAAUUAAGACCCUGAUCAGUCAACUGGAGCUCAGUAUCGCCUCUUACAAAGAGGAAUACGCGCAACUUAUCGCGCAGGCGCAAGCCAUAAAAACCGAUUUGGAAAAUGUCCAAGCGAAAGUGGACCGAUCAAUUGCCUUAUUGAAAUCUUUGGUGAUCGAGAGGGAGCGAUGGGAGGCCACAAGUGAAACGUUUAGGGCCCAAAUGUCCACUAUAGUGGGCGAUGUGCUUUUGUCAGCCGCUUUUAUAGCUUACGGAGGUUAUUUCGAUCAGCAUUAUAGGCAGAACUUGUUUACCACUUGGUGUCAGCAUCUUACUCAAGCCGCUAUACAGUAUAGGCCCGAUAUAGCAAGAACAGAAUACCUUUCUAACCCCGAUGAAAGACUUAGAUGGCAAGCGAAUGCCUUACCGUCAGACGAUUUAUGCACGGAGAACGCCAUCAUGCUUAAACGGUUCAACAGAUACCCGUUAAUCAUAGAUCCUUCGGGGCAAGCCACUGAGUUUAUUAUGAACGAAUAUAAAGACCGUAAGAUCACAAAAACUAGUUUCCUGGAUGAUUCUUUCAGGAAAAACUUGGAAAGUGCUUUGAGGUUUGGCAAUCCUUUGCUGGUGCAGGACGUGGAGAAUUACGACGCCAUAUUGAACCCAGUGCUUAACAAAGAAUUGCGUAGGACUGGGGGCAGAGUAUUAAUCACUUUAGGAGACCAGGACAUCGAUUUGUCUCCCUCUUUCAUUAUAUUCCUGUCUACUAGGGACCCCACCGUGGAAUUCCCUCCAGAUAUUUGCUCCAGAGUGACAUUCGUGAAUUUCACCGUAACCAGAAGCUCUUUACAGAGCCAGUGCUUGAAUCAAGUACUUAAAGCGGAACGGCCAGACAUCGAUGCCAAACGUUCAGAUUUGUUAAAGCUGCAGGGAGAAUUCCACUUGCGCUUAAGGCAACUGGAAAAGAGCUUAUUGCAAGCCCUAAACGAUGCCAAAGGGAAAAUUCUGGAUGACGAUAGCGUCAUCACCACUCUGGAAACUCUUAAAAAAGAAGCGGCAGAAAUCGGGCAGAAGGUGGAGGAAACCGAUAAAGUUAUUUCGGAAAUCGAAACGGUUUCGCAACAAUAUUUACCACUUUCGCAAGCUUGCAGUAACACUUACUUCACCAUGGACAGCUUAAACCAAGUGCACUUCCUUUACCAAUACUCGCUACAAUUCUUUUUGGAUAUGUUUAGCAGUGUCCUGCAUAGCAAUCCGAAAUUGGAAGGACUGGCAGAUUACCAGCAACGAUUAAACAUUAUUACAAACGAUCUGUUCCAAGUUGUAUAUGAAAGGAUCGCCCGAGGAAUGUUGCAUAAUGACCGGUUGACAUUCGCGAUUUUGCUGUGCCGGAUUUAUUUGAAGGGAUUACCGAACGAGCCGAAUUACGAUCAGGAGUUCAAUUUCUUUUUGAGGGCGAAGGAGGGCUUGUUGGGUUCUACUUAUGAUACUGUUAUUGACGGAUUGAAUUCGGAGCAGCAGGAGGCCAUGAACCGGUUGUCUUUAAGACUGCCUGCAUUCAAAAAACUAGCGGAAAAAAUCAAGGAAAUGCCCGAGUUUGGCGCCUGGCUUCAACAAAGCGCUCCAGAACAGGCAGUACCUAGACUAUGGAUCGAAGAAAAAGCGUUGAGCCCGAUCGGUACUGCCAUGUACCAACUAUUGGUCAUUCAGGCUUUUAGACCCGAUCGAAUAAUCGCAGCUGCCACUCUAUUUGUGUCUGCCGUAAUGGGAGCUGAUUUUAUGGCCGCCGCAGAAAAGGAAAUGGACUUGGGAGCCAGUAUUGAGAAGGAAAUUAAAGCCAAUGUGCCGGUACUACUUUGCUCUGUACCAGGAUUCGACGCAUCUGGCCGUGUCGAUGAUUUAGCCGCGGAAUUAAACAAACCGAUUUCGAGUAUCGCUAUUGGUUCCGCCGAAGGAUUUAAUCAAGCCGAUAGGGCUAUUAAUAUGGCUUGUAAAACUGGCAGAUGGGUAAUGUUAAAGAAUGUCCACUUAGCACCUCAAUGGUUAGUACAGCUGGAAAAGAAGCUGCAUUCUCUCCAACCUCACGCGAGCUUCAGGCUAUUCCUCACGAUGGAAAUUAACCCCAAAUUGCCCGUUAAUCUACUGAGAGCCGGAAGAAUAUUCGUUUUCGAACCUCCACCAGGCAUCAGGGCGAAUUUGUUAAGGACAUUUAGCACAGUUCCAGCUAGCCGUAUGAUGAAAGCACCAAACGAAAGAGCCAGAUUAUACUUUUUACUUGCCUGGUUCCAUGCCAUUGUGCAAGAAAGACUGAGAUACUGUCCCCUCGGUUGGGCCAAACAUUACGAAUUCAGCGAGUCCGAUUUGAGAGUCGCCUGCGAUACUCUUGACACCUGGAUAGACACCACCGCAAUGAACCGCACCAACUUACCUCCCGAAAAAGUGCCAUGGGACGCCCUGGUAACGCUCCUUUCACAGUCCAUUUACGGGGGUAAAAUCGACAACGCUUUCGAUCAGAGGUUAUUGCAGUCGUUCCUCAAUAAAUUGUUCACAUCGAAGAGCUUCGAGGGAGAUUUCGCUUUGGUGGCUAAUAUUGAUAAUGGACCUAAUGGAAAUAGGCAUAUCACUAUGCCUGAUGGAACUAGAAGGGAUCAUUUCUUAAAAUGGAUUGAAAGCCUGGCAGACAGACAAACGCCUGCCUGGCUGGGCUUGCCCAACAACGCAGAAAAAGUACUUUUAACCACCAGAGGUACCGAUUUGAUCAGUAAACUACUCAAAAUGCAACAGUUGGAAGACGAUGACGAACUAGCUUAUAAGGUCGACGAAUCUUCACCGACAGAUCCCAACGCCCAAAUAGACGGCAGACCGUCAUGGAUGAAAACAUUGCACAACUCCGCCCUAACCUGGUUACAAUUAUUACCCAAAUCGUUGCAAACUUUAAGAAGAACCGUUGAAAAUAUAAAAGAUCCGCUGUACAGGUACUUCGAGAGGGAAGUAAAUUCCGCUUCGAGGCUACUGAUUGACGUUAUUCACGAUUUGAACGAUGUCCUUUUGAUUUGUCAGGGAGAAAAGAAACAGACUAAUUAUCACCGGACCAUGCUUGCCGAGCUUGUACGUGGUAUUAUUCCGGCCAACUGGCAUCGCUAUACUGUACCUAAAGGGUGCACGGUUAUUCAGUGGAUUACCGACUUCAGCCAACGGGUCAAGCAACUUCAGCAAAUAUCUCAAGUUGUGUCAACAUCCGGAGCUAAGGAGUUACAGAGUUUCCCAGUAUGGUUAGGAGGUCUACUAAACCCAGAAGCUUGGAUAACUGCCACAAGACAAUGCGUGGCCCAAGCAAAUAGUUGGUCCCUAGAAGAAUUACACUUAGACGUCACUAUUAUAGACACCCACGAUACAUCCAACAUUCCGCAUGAUUGUUUCGCUGUUACAGGUUUAAAACUGCAAGGAGCCCAGUGCAAAAACAAUCAACUUCUGCUCACCUCGAGCAUAAUGUCCGAUUUAGCGAUUACUCUGCUUCGAUGGGUACGAACUGCGGAUGAAAAGCCGUCGGGAAGCAAAUUGUCCCUGGCAGUUUAUCUGAACUCGACCAGGACCGAACUGCUUUACACCGUAGAUCUGAAUAUCGCACCGGGGCAGGAUCCGCAUAGUUUUUACGAGAGAGGAGUCGCUUUACUUACAUCAACCUCUUUGAAUUAAUCGCUUAGGCAAGUUUUAAUUGUAUUUGUUUUUUAACAUUUAUUUUAUUUGAUGUUCUUUUUUUUGGAAUUUUAAUUUUAAUAUUAUUUCUAAUAAGUUGAAAUUAUUAUAUGGCCAAUAUUAAAGGGUAAUAAAGCAGUAGAAGAGU
Molecule: messenger RNA, 14335 nt
Organism: Anthonomus grandis grandis
Lineage: Eukaryota; Metazoa; Arthropoda; Insecta; Coleoptera; Curculionidae
Gene: Dhc64C
Product: dynein heavy chain, cytoplasmic
Exons: 51
Coding region: 178-14187 (4669 amino acids)
Biological process (GO): microtubule-based movement
Cellular component (GO): dynein complex
Molecular function (GO): minus-end-directed microtubule motor activity; ATP hydrolysis activity; dynein light intermediate chain binding
Source: RefSeq, a predicted model, not a curated record